AUGGAUGCUGUAAAUUAUCUCUCACAUAUGAAUAAUGAUUCAUAUAACAACUAUAACACUAAUAAUAAUUAUUAUGAUCUUAAUGUUGGUGGAAGAUCAGUAACUGCACAAAAUUAUUAUACUCCCUAUAAUAAUAAUAAUUGUUUAUAUAUUACAAAAUCUCUUGCUGCUCCAAAUCCUCAAACACCAAAUCUUGUUCUUGUGGCAUCUCAUCCAACACUUGGAAAUACAUAUCAGACAACACACGAUUAUAAUCAUUAUCCAUUUAACAAUACAUUUUUAGAACAAACUCAAAUACCCAUCAAUAAUACAAUUUCUGCUGUUGAAACACAAUUUAUACCAAAUGGAUAUAAUCAGGAUGAUUCAAAACAGCAGCAGAAUAUCAAAAAACUUCCAACAGUGUCAACAAUUACAAAAUCUUCCCAUAAUAAAUCGAAUGUGCACGAACAAGCAAAAUCGACAAUUUCUACAACACCGAUGACAAGAGUGGCUGAUACCAAAUCAAAAAACAGUGUAUAUGAAUGGAUGAAAGGUGAUCAAAUACGUCGAAAACAUCGUCAAGUUUACACGAGAUCUCAGACAUUUGAAUUAGAGAAAGAAUAUCGAUUUAGUCAAUAUUUGACACGAAAAAGACGAUCGGAAAUAGCCAAUGGCGUUCAAUUAACAGAUAGACAAGUUAAAAUAUGGUUUCAAAAUAGACGAAUGAAAGAGAAACGUGAAAAUACAAAAUUGUGGACAAUAAAAAAUAAUCGAUCUUUGUGUACCAGUAAUAAUAACACCAAUAUGACAACAACCGAUUAUCCGAUACAAAAUCAGCAAAGUCUAUGUUAG
Molecule: messenger RNA, 831 nt
Organism: Didymodactylos carnosus
Lineage: Eukaryota; Metazoa; Rotifera; Eurotatoria; Philodinida; Philodinidae
Source: the annotation of a GenBank genome assembly